Lipotes vexillifer (Yangtze River dolphin) is the source of this 489-nucleotide messenger RNA. The record is from RefSeq and is a predicted model, not a curated record. NCBI's taxonomy places the organism in Eukaryota, Metazoa, Chordata, Mammalia, Artiodactyla, Lipotidae.
AUGCGUGCUGCCCCCACUCUACCGCCAGAGGGCAGCACGUGCACGAAGCAUAAGCCCUUCGGGAACCUGGUUCUCCAGCAGGUGGCGGGCGAGAGGAGGAGCGCCCCUUCAUGCCUCCCGAGCUCCCUAUCCCCGCCCCCGUCCUCAGCCCCGCCUCUGGGGCGGGCUCCGGGCCGGGCCGGCGCCGCCUCCCCUUCUCCGGGCCGGCCCGGCCGCACAGCCCCGAGCCACCCGGGCAACGAGCGCCGCGUCCCCGGCCUGCCCGGCCCGGCCAGGCUCGGCCUCCCCUCCCGGGUCCGCCACCCCAGGCCAUGGAGCCGCGUCCCCCAGGGUCCCGCAGGCGCCCCCCCACCCCAUCCCGGUCCUCGGGUUAUCCGGCCCAUCCCCCACGACCGGCGCGGCCCCAACCAAUCUCCGGAUCCCAUCUGGCGCCCCCCAGACUGCUGCCACCAUGCUGGAUACCCCGGCCUCUGUUUCUCAGACCCUUGA